GUGGUCAACCAUUUAAAACGCUGCGGUUUACUAUCUCUCCUUGUUAAGCUAAAAAGAAAAAACAAGUUCGAAACACAGUGAGCCACAUACAAAGAAUACAGUGACUGAAGAAGAAAGGUGAAAGAUGAAGGCAUUGGGAUGGUGGCUGAUGCUGGUGGGUUUUCUUCGGUUGGCCUCCGUAUGGUUCGGCUUCUUCGAUAUUUGGGCUCUCAGACUUGCUGUCUUCUCCAACACUACCAUGACUGAAGUUCAUGGAAGGACAUUUGGGGUCUGGACGCUUUUGACUUGCACUCUUUGUGUUCUUUGUGCAUUUAACCUUGACAACAAGCCACUAUAUUUGGCAACCUUCUUAUCAUUUGUGUAUGCUCUUGGCCAUUUUUUGACUGAAUACUUAAUAUAUCAGACAAUGGCGAUCGCAAAUCUUACAACUGUCGGCAUCUUUGCAGGCACGUCAAUAAUUUGGAUGCUGUUGCAGUGGAAUGCACAUCAACCGGUCCAUCACAAGGAUUCUUGAAAAUGGAUAACCCAAUGACUCCUUAUUGCAAAUACAGGGGAUUCAUUUUUCACUAAAUUCAUGUGUUUUAAUAUCAAACUAUCAUCAUUCAUUCCAUCGGGACUUCUUUUUACAAUUUAGUCAUCAAGUUUUUCUAUGUAAACAUGCACAGAAUUACGUAAAUGUAUUUUCGUAUCAAAAACCUUUGACUGUAGAUUAGAAACGGUGCUGCUCUGACCUUCGCUGCCCCUGUAUUUAUGAUGUUUUCCUCUAAUUGAGUGUUGCAGGAUUUCAUGUGCAAAUCAACAUUUUUCAGUUUCC
This is a messenger RNA of Pistacia vera, 814 nucleotides long. Its product is annotated as ergosterol biosynthetic protein 28. Bases 125 to 514 code for a protein of 129 amino acids. The record is from RefSeq and is a predicted model, not a curated record. The transcript has 3 exons. Gene Ontology annotation, molecular function: protein-macromolecule adaptor activity. NCBI's taxonomy places the organism in Eukaryota, Viridiplantae, Streptophyta, Magnoliopsida, Sapindales, Anacardiaceae. Gene Ontology annotation, cellular component: endoplasmic reticulum; membrane.